AUGGCCGAGCUCCCCUCGAAGGUGCACCUCCACUCGCACCCCAUCUGCCUGAUGCUCCGUGGGCCCUCGGUGUAUGAGGACGAGAACCAGCGCACGUGGCUGCAACUCCUCAUGGAGACAGGAGGUGUCCUGCAAGUUCGGUUGCGCCAGGAAGGCAUCCCCAGUGGGUAUAUCUCACUCACCACCAGCCCUCUGACCUCGAUCACCAUGUGGACGCUUCACCCUUGCGGCCAGUACGUGGACACCAUGUGCCGGUUCUGGCGCAUCGUGCACCACGUCAAGGAGAAUGGAGUGGAGGAAAUGAUCCUUGAGCUGAAGGAACACUCAUAG
Myotis brandtii (Brandt's bat) is the source of this 330-nucleotide messenger RNA. Its product is annotated as protein p13 MTCP-1. NCBI's taxonomy places the organism in Eukaryota, Metazoa, Chordata, Mammalia, Chiroptera, Vespertilionidae. Gene Ontology annotation, molecular function: protein serine/threonine kinase activator activity. The transcript has a single exon. The record is from RefSeq and is a predicted model, not a curated record. Gene Ontology annotation, biological process: positive regulation of peptidyl-serine phosphorylation. The coding region runs from base 1 to 330 and encodes 109 amino acids.